Rangifer tarandus platyrhynchus (Svalbard reindeer) is the source of this 324-nucleotide messenger RNA. NCBI's taxonomy places the organism in Eukaryota, Metazoa, Chordata, Mammalia, Artiodactyla, Cervidae. The record is from the annotation of a GenBank genome assembly.
AUGUCCUGUGAAACCUUGUUUCCUGGGCCCUAUGAAUUUGUCCUAUAUGAUUUUUUUUUCUUUGAAAUUAAGAUCAGGACACGUAUUUGGGUGCAUGCUGGGUCUGAGGAGCCGUGGGACAUGCGAGGGUGGUCAGGAGGCAGUGGGGAUUGCUGGUCUGGAGCUGAGGAGGCAGGUCUGUACUGGAGGUUGAUUGGGCAGCUGUUAGCAGAGGCAGCAGCUGCAGCCAGGGGUGCACGAGACUGUGUAAGAGUGAGGCAGAUUGAGGCUGGGAUCCCUCAGGCAUUUGACACCAUUAACCAAAAUUCCUUCCCAACUGCCUGA